Messenger RNA from Hypanus sabinus (Atlantic stingray), 852 nucleotides. It is a transcript of the gene mrpl21, whose product is annotated as mitochondrial ribosomal protein L21. Lineage: Eukaryota; Metazoa; Chordata; Chondrichthyes; Myliobatiformes; Dasyatidae. Gene Ontology annotation, cellular component: ribosome; mitochondrial large ribosomal subunit. Gene Ontology annotation, molecular function: structural constituent of ribosome. Bases 17 to 613 code for a protein of 198 amino acids. The record is from RefSeq and is a predicted model, not a curated record. The transcript is spliced from 7 exons.
CGUUUACGCCGCGGAGAUGGCGGCAGUGAAUUGUGCGAGGUUAGUCGGUAACUGGAAUUGGUGUCGGAUCCGGACUGCUGUGUCUUCUCUGGCAUUCACAGCAAGAUAUCAGAGUUCUCAAAAUAAUGCACUCCAACCAAGAAAAGAAGCAGUAACAUCGUUAUCAAAACCACCAUGGCCUGAGAUUAAAUUACCUGAUCCCAUGGAAGAAGCAAAACAUCACUUGGAGGUUAUACAAAAUGUAAAGGCAUUGAUUGCCACAGGAGCAUAUGGCAGACUGUUUGCAGUUGUACACUUUGCAAGUAGACAAUGGAAAGUAACCAAUGAAGACUUAAUUCUGAUAGAAAAUCACAUUGAAGCAGACUGUGGAGACAGGAUCAGACUAGAAAAGGUUCUGUUAGUUGGUGGGGAUAAUUUCACACUCAUUGGAAGACCACUUCUUGGGCGAGACCUUGUACGAGUGGAAGCAACAGUCAUCGAGAAGACAGAAUCUUGGCCGAGAGUACACUUCAGAUUUAAACGAAGGAAGCGUUACCGGAGGACAAAAAUAAAUGUGCAACCUCAGACUGUUCUCAGAAUCAACACAGUUGAAGUUGCUCCAGCUCUGGACUGAGAGUGCUGGCAAUUUUGAGUCCACAAGGCGAAAGAAAGAUGGCAUUGUAUAAACCUCAAGAUCCAGAUACAUGAACUGCAUUUCCAGUACCUUGCAAUCAUUUUGUGUGCAUCAUAGUUUGAGUUGUUUCCAUAGUGAAUUUAAAUUUCUGUUGCGUAAAGUCCUUUACAUGUUCUUUUCUCAGUUAUCUGUACUAAAGUACUGCAAUAUGUGAAAAUAAAUAUUUUUAUGGAAUCUGA